Cercopithifilaria johnstoni is the source of this 936-nucleotide messenger RNA. Lineage: Eukaryota; Metazoa; Nematoda; Chromadorea; Rhabditida; Onchocercidae. The record is from the annotation of a GenBank genome assembly.
AUGGGGACGGUUGCCUGGUCAUCUAAAAAUGAAAUCGAUGAUCAAAGUGAUGAAGAAGGUAAAAGUGACAUAUAUGUUCGAGGUGCACUUAUUCCUCCUCAAAUUCUUGCAGAAAUUUUAAUCAGAGUUAAUAAUUCUCGUGAUAUUGGCUACGUGUGUCCUCUGGUUUGUCAUCGAUGGUACAGUAUUUUAUCCGCUCCGGGUUUCUGGAUCAAUUAUAUGAUAUACCGAUCACUGGAUUUGCCUCCCAGUUUCUUACGAAGUGAACCUUCACUGAAUGUCAAGAAAGUUUCUUUAAAGCAGGCUUUCAGAAGAAAUUUGAUCAGCAAUCCUAGUGGCGACGAUGGAUCUCUUCGAAACUGGGAAUUGGGUGAAUAUGGCGGUGAUGGAUUCGAAGUCGAAAGACCGCCAAUGGGUUGCAUGUACCCACUGGAAGAUAUACCCGUUGCAUUUGCGACAAGUUUUGGGUGGUGUAGUAAAUUUCAAAUUAUUGAUUUAUGGAAGGAGGGAAUUGAGCACGCUUUUUUGGAUGAAUUUUGUCCACCAAUCACCGUUUCGGAGUACUAUACUUGUCGUUUCGAUUGUACAUCAAUAUAUGUAUUGGAAGUCCACCUGCUUCCUCAUGGAUCUAUACCUUUGGGAUUUAGACCAAUGCUGGGAACUAUUAUCUGUUCUCAGUACCGCCGUCUUGAUCGAGAACAUAAUGUGGAUGAUGAAACAACUGAUACUUCAAUAACCCGAGUUCGUAUAUUGAGAGAGGUUGAGUGGCAAAAGAUUGAACAUACAUUUUCGAAUUAUCCUAGUGGCAUCCGUUACGUGUUAUUUCAACACAGCGGAAAAGAUCAACAAUUUUGGGCUGGACAUUACGGUUCAAAAAUGGCUAAAGCUUCCGUUAUUGUAAAUUAUGGUAAUGGAGAACGAAGAUUUGUACCUUGA